AUGCUCCUCUUCUGCCCCUCCUGCAGCAACAUGCUCAUCGUCUCCCAAAUCCCCUCCUUCCACACCGCGCCCGAAGACAGCAUGCACAUUGGCAAAAACCGCUUCGAAUGCCGAACAUGUCCCUACCAAAUGGUUCUCGACCGUCGCUACUACGAGCGCAAAAACAUGAAGCUCAAAGAUGUCGGAGACAUUCUCGGUGGAGCCGAUAGUUGGAAAAAUGUCGACCAAACUGAAGCGAAAUGUCCUGCAGAAGGCUGCGAGAGUCGAAAUGCCUAUUUCAGGCAAGUGCAGAUUCGAAGUGCAGAUGAGCCGAUGACGAGGUUCUACAGAUGUGUAGAGUGCACAAGGGAAUGGCGCGAAAAUUGA
Sphaerulina musiva SO2202 is the source of this 366-nucleotide messenger RNA. RefSeq lists its product as uncharacterized. The coding region runs from base 1 to 366 and encodes 121 amino acids. Gene Ontology annotation, biological process: DNA-templated transcription; termination of RNA polymerase III transcription. Gene Ontology annotation, molecular function: DNA-directed RNA polymerase activity; nucleic acid binding; zinc ion binding. Gene Ontology annotation, cellular component: RNA polymerase III complex. Lineage: Eukaryota; Fungi; Ascomycota; Dothideomycetes; Mycosphaerellales; Mycosphaerellaceae. The transcript is spliced from 2 exons. The record is from RefSeq and is a predicted model, not a curated record.